AUGAGAGUUAAUAUUUUAAAAUACGUUCUUUUUUCAAUUGUUAUUUGUUCUUUUGAAUAUUCCAAAAAUGAACUAUACUUUGUAAACGAGAGAGACAUAUACCUUGAAAGGAAUAUAACAAAUUUUAGGAAUAAUAGGAUAUUAGCAGAUGUAGAUAACCAAUUUGAUUUAAAUGAAUUUUAUCAAUCAACUUUGAGUCUUGCAAGUCAACUUAGUGAUUGUAUUGAAGGUAACAAAGAAAUAGCACACCUUCAAAGUAUUAUAGAUUUACAUAUAAAGAAGCAUAAAGAAAGUAACACAUCACUUGAUUUAAAAAAUGUAGAUAGUAAGACAAAACAAUUAAUUAAUGAACUUCGAAAAGAAUUAGAAGAAGUAAAAAAACAGAUUGCUAAUAAAAUGAAUGGUGAAUUAGCAAUACAUCCGAUACAUGAUAAAAAAAUAGUAAAAAAAGAUGAAAAUAGUUUUGUAUCAGAAUGUAAAGACUUUAAACAAUUGGAAAAUAAUGGAAAUAAUGAAAAUAUAUCAAAUGAUCGUAAUAUGAAAUCAAAAUUGAUUAAAAAAUAUAGAAGAGAAGCAACCAAACUCAUUUUGUCAUGUUUGGCAGUUAUAGCAGUUGCUUUUUCGGUAUCAGUAGGAGGGCUGUACUUAAUGAUACUAUAUAUACCGACUAUUUUUUCCAUAUAUUUUUUCCUUUGGAGAGUUAAUAAAUAUUCCAAUAAAUUAAAAAUAUAA
Plasmodium yoelii is the source of this 732-nucleotide messenger RNA. Its product is annotated as fam-b protein. The record is from RefSeq and is a predicted model, not a curated record. The transcript has 2 exons. NCBI's taxonomy places the organism in Eukaryota, Apicomplexa, Aconoidasida, Haemosporida, Plasmodiidae. The coding region runs from base 1 to 732 and encodes 243 amino acids.